Laccaria bicolor S238N-H82 is the source of this 757-nucleotide messenger RNA. RefSeq lists its product as uncharacterized. The coding region runs from base 1 to 684 and encodes 227 amino acids. Lineage: Eukaryota; Fungi; Basidiomycota; Agaricomycetes; Agaricales; Hydnangiaceae. The record is from RefSeq and is a predicted model, not a curated record. Gene Ontology annotation, molecular function: proton-transporting ATPase activity, rotational mechanism. Gene Ontology annotation, biological process: proton transmembrane transport. Gene Ontology annotation, cellular component: proton-transporting two-sector ATPase complex, catalytic domain. The transcript is spliced from 6 exons.
AUGGCGUCCCGCCCACUCAACGACGACGAGGUACUCAGCGAAAUGAACAAGAUGGUAUCCUUUAUCAAACAAGAGGCUCUCGAGAAAGCUCGCGAGAUCCGGGUGAAAGCCGACGAAGAGUUCGCCAUCGAGAAGGCCAAACUCGUGAAGCAAGAACAACAAGCAAUCGACGCUCAGUACGAAAAGAAACGCAAAGGGUCUGAGGUAGCCCAGAAGAUUGCCCAAUCCACGCUCACCAACAAAUCCCGACUAAAGCUUCUCCACCGACGAGAAGAGCACCUCCAAGACCUCUUCUCCACCACCCGCAGCUCCAUCACAACCCUAGCCAUCGAACAAAGCCGAUAUGUGCAGUUCCAAGAGGGCGUCAUCCUGCAGGCGUUCUUGCAGAUCAUGGAACCGAGCGUCACCGUCCUCGUCCGGAAAUCAGACCUUGCUGUGGCUACGCAAGCUUCGGAAGCAGCUUCCAAGUCGUUCAAGGAGAUCAGUGGGCGGAAUAUUGCUUACGAAGUAGAUGCUAGCUUGAGUGAUGAUGGUGCUGGUGGUGUUAGACUCAUUAGCGGUUCGAGACGGAUAACGCUCGACAAUACGCUGGAUGAGAGACUGAGGUUAUUGGAAGAUAGGAUGUUACCCGAGAUUAGAAAGGACCUCUUCGGUAUUAAUGAGAAUCGCAAGUUUUAUACAUGAAAUAGCACGCCCCACAUGUAAUUCGCCAUAUUCAUCACUCGACUUUUUAAUGUGGAAACUGACGCUUGAACCU